AUUACAUUACCUUACUGAUAUGAUUGUGCGACAAGUUCUCGGCUGCGACCAUGGACGACACGAGGAUAGACACGCCCGCGCGCGCUGCAAAGGACGGUCCGGUUCCUUUGCCAGCUGACGAUGCCGUCGAUGCCGAUGAAGAGCUGCCACCGCAGACCACCGCUCCCACCGCUCCCACCGCUCCCACCGCUCCCACCGCUCCCACGAUACCUACCGAGCCGCAGUCGGUGACAUCUUCGCUGCAGUCCUUCACAGACAAGGCGUUGAAUUUCUUGUCCACGGCAAGCAAUGAAACGCUGGGGGCGUGCUUGGUAGGGCUCUGUGCAACCACGUAUAUGGUGCUCGGCCGAGUCGGGCUGGUCAUCAUUGGCGUCGCAGGCGGCGUGGUGCUGCAGGCAACUUGGGACGGGACCCGGAGUGGGAGGGGAGAUCCUGCUGCGAGGCUUGCAGAGGCGGAGCGACGGCGAGAGGCAGGCGUCGACGUGGUGAAGAGAGUCUUGGAGUGGAGAAGCAGCAGCAGGGCUGAGUCCCAUGCCGAAGACAGCAGAAUAUACGCCAGCCAGGCGCUGGACUACUCUUCUUUUGAGCCUGAGACGGCCGCUGCAUUGGAUGCCUUUACCACCGCAGUCAUCAAGGACUAUGUACAUCACUGGUACAAUGCCACCAUUCCCGGCGAGGAGACGUUCCCAGCGAUCUGUAGACGAACAUUCACUGCAUUUAUGCUAUCACUGUCAGGCCACCUCCAGCGCAAACGAGCUGCUGACAGCUUCCUCGACUUCCUCACCAACGCCAGCUCCAUCCUGAUUGUCUUCCUGAACGAGCUGGCUCUCGCGCUGAAUGCUUCGCCCAGUUCAAGACCAGAAGAGGCAAUCAGUGCAUAUCUACAACUGAAGCCUGAAAGCAGCCUGGCUUACAUGCUCGAUCAAGACUCGCAGAAGAUCAAGCUGGAAGAAGCAGCGGAGGAGAUUCUCCAGGCGUACCUCGACCCCAAAUCCUACAAUUGUCCGCCAGUCCAUGCUUUCCUCAAACAAGUACAGGCGCAGUUGAUUCUUGGAUACAGCCUUACGAAAUGCUCGGAACCCUCGUGGAUUAACGAAUGGAUAGUGUAUGCAUUGGAAGAGUCGGAAACUACGAAGGAAGUCAUGGACCUUGUGGACGCUGGAGUUGAGGGACGGGCGAGGGUCGAGACACGAAAGGUCGCCCGGAAGAUGGGUCAAGAGCAAGAAGCUACCAGUGAGGAAAAGAGCACGAGCGCAGCGGCACGCAGACGAACGAUGAGCAGGGCAGAGGAAGCAAUGGAUGAGGCAAUGCGUGAGGCAAAGAGAUUGACCGAGCUUAUGAUUGAGGAGGACAAUCGCAGAGCACAUCAAGAACAAGCCAGCCAGGCGACGCCACCCAAUGUUGCGGACAGCACUGACGCGUCCACACAAGGAAUCCCAACGCCGACAUCGAGCGAGAGCGAUCGCGAUCGCCAGUCAGAGGAUUCCAGGUCAGUAGCUGGAAGCUUCGUGGCUGGGCAUAGCCGACAAGAUCACACAAGUGCUCCCAGCACGCAAUUCACAAGCUUUGAUCAGAUUGUCCCAAAGGUUCAGCCUACGGCAUUGGGAGCAUCAGAGAUCCCGAUCAAAAGGGCGCCGGUGCUGACUCUACUGAAUGCCAACAUCAGUAUCUUUGAUGACAGUGUCCCCGGGGAAAAAGCUUCUAUCAAAGCCAAGCCCAACAAUGACCUGCUCAUUCAAAUUGAGCCGGCCAACUCUGCUUUCCCUGGCUGGAUGAUUGUACGAAAGUAUGCCGAUUUCGAAACACUGCACGAAGUGUUGAGGCGCAUCUCUGUUAUCACCGGAACGCGUUUCACCGAAGCGCAUAAUGAGCUGCCGAAGUGGAAGACACAUACGAAAGCGGUGCUCCGGACUGAGCUUGAACGUUAUCUGGCUGAUGCUGUCCGCUUCCAGACACUGGCAGAGAGCGAGGGCAUGAAACGGUUUCUCGAAAAAGACCAAGGCCUCAACAAGUCUCCAAACGGCAGCAAAGGCUUCGGAUGGCCGACUCCGGAUGCGUUUGGCAAGUUGGGGGGAGACAUGAUGAAUGUCCUUACUCAAGCUCCAAAGCAAGUCGCUGGCGGAGUUGCUCAAGGUGGCAAGACUGUCUUUGGGGGCGUUGCCGGUUUCGUUGGCGCUGUUGGCAACGUUGGCAAGAAAGCAGGGCACUCGAGCACGAAUCUCAGCAGAUCUACCACAAACACCAGUAUUGACAUUACCGGUCGAGGUGCCAGUAGCAAUCGUUCGAGCAUGCAGCUUGCAGGACAAGGCUUCAUGACCGAUAGCUACUUGGGGACUAUGGACGUUGGACGCGAAAGCCAAGAGUCUUUGCGUGCCAUGCCAGAGUCUAUACAUGAGAGAAAAUUGAGCUCAGCAUCUUUGAGAAGUGAAGAGUCCAGACCAGUCCAGGCUGCUCUCUCAAGUCGUCCGGCCAGUAUCCUCAGUCAGAACGACUCCGUGCAAGCAACGACUGCAUCACCAGCUGCAUCUGCAACGCACUUACCGCCGACUCUAGAGGAAGCGCCUAGCCUGGAUACCGUCAAUCUGCCACCACCUCCUUCAGAGAUGCCGUCAGAUUAUGCCUCGCCAGUAUCGCCAAGCCGAAGCAGGAAGAGCACCGAUCUUCGCUCUGCUGCACACUCGCUGAGUAUGUUGCAGGUUGCUGACUCAGGCAACGUCACAGCGUCUGCGAUACCAGUCAAUGCCUCUAAGGUAGACACAGGUGCCAAACAAGAGCCGCAGCGGAACGUACCAUUGACUGACCGGGAGACUUCUGUUGCCGUUGAGCUCAUGUUUGCAGUCAUCUCAGAGCUUUACACACUCUCAGGCGCAUGGCAGAUUCGCAAGACACUACUCACAGCCGCAAAGACUUUCUUGCUUCGACCUGGAAAUCCACAGAUUGGCACUAUUCGCGACUUGAUACAAAUUUCGCUCCUCGACAGCAAUCUAAGCGACGCUGGACUUGCUCAUCAUAUUUACAAGCUGCGAGAAAACACUUUGCCAACUCCCGAGGAGCUCGAGAUCUGGGCGAGGGACUAUCCGGAGAAGACGCCGGAGCAAAAAGAGGAACUGCGGAUCAAGGCGAGAAAGUUGCUCGUUACGAGGGGAAUGCCGCAGGCGUUGACUAGCGUCAUGGGUGCCGCUGCCAGUGGAGAGGCGCUGGGUAAAGUCUUCGACUGCUUACAGCUCCCGGGCGUCAGUCGAGGCCUUGUAUUUGGACUUGCAUUACAGGCUUUGAGGAUCAUUACACACUGACACGAGGGUGUAUGGGACCUGCGACUGCGGUGUCCGCUGUCGGACACACCACGAAGCUUCUCCGGGACUGAGUCUCUCGCCAAGAGCGCAGACUCAUUGGAGGAGCUCUAAGCGUCACGCCAUGCUGAAGCUUGGAGCUGGACUGACAAGGCUUUGUUGAAUAGAUGCCUUUGCAUUCCUCGCAAUUGCGCACAAAGAGAUCAGGUCUGCCUGUCAAAUGCGCGAUCCUAUCGCAGCAUUUAUAUACAAGGCAUGUCCCCACUGCCGGUGCUAGAACCGUGUCGUAGCUUCGAGACAGUCCGUAUUAUUUUCUACGUAUUCGACCGCGACAAACAGCAGUGCGCCUUCGCGAAUGCCGGAUCUCAAUCCCACGCGGGAUGUUGGAGACAAAGGGAUGUGGAAGACCUACAUCAGUCAGUGGCGGCUAGACUCUUGCCGAAACAAAGACAAAUCAUUUACUGAGACAAAGAUCCUCACUCAGCUAUCAUCUAUCGCACGCGCACGUGCUUUGUAUUGUAAAAUGACAGUCACCGCAAGGACAAUUCUUGCAUUUCGUACUCUGCUUUCGAUUUCGCUCUGCCUUUCUAUACGGAAGCUUUGGCUACUGACGGACAGUGUAUAUUACUAUUACUGUCCCUAGCAGAGUCUACCUAUACGCAGUCAGCAUCAACAGCAUAGGGACACGGAGCCGGUCUUCGUACACUGCAGGCGACGUGGCUGCUCAUCACCUCUACCAUUGAAGAACUUGAAGCCACAACCAUCGAAUUCUGCCAGCACUGAACAUCAUGCCUCGCCAACUAACUAUUACACCGGCACCAUUCAAGUCCUCUUACCUCGCCAUUCC
Molecule: messenger RNA, 4137 nt
Organism: Sphaerulina musiva SO2202
Lineage: Eukaryota; Fungi; Ascomycota; Dothideomycetes; Mycosphaerellales; Mycosphaerellaceae
Product: Nexin_C-domain-containing protein
Exons: 2
Coding region: 51-3293 (1080 amino acids)
Cellular component (GO): intracellular membrane-bounded organelle
Molecular function (GO): phosphatidylinositol binding
Source: RefSeq, a predicted model, not a curated record